Molecule: messenger RNA, 939 nt
Organism: Echinococcus granulosus
Lineage: Eukaryota; Metazoa; Platyhelminthes; Cestoda; Cyclophyllidea; Taeniidae
Exons: 5
Coding region: 1-939 (312 amino acids)
Source: RefSeq, a predicted model, not a curated record
AUGGAUUUUAGGUUCCGUCUGCGACGAAAGAAGCCGAAGCAGUCUCCUCAGCUUUCCCCUUUCGCCUCGCUGAAAUCUAUUUCCAAUGAGGACCUCUCCAACGGCUCCAUCUAUCAACGAUUUUUUGGUCCCAGUACUGACCUCUCCAAGUCUUCGCCUGAAGCUCCAUCAGAGCAGUUGCCACCUGCACCACCCAUUUCUCCCAUCACACCCUCCAUCACCUCGAGAGCCAGUCGAAUCUCAAACGCUCUGCGCGAUGCGGUAAGGAUGCUGAGGUUGGGAGGAGAUGGCCAUCAUCAGCAGCAGGAGGAGGAUACAGUGACCCUGGAGGAUGCCAACUCCUCGCUACCACCAUCAUCAGGUGUUGCCUCAACGGCGCAACCGAACCUGUCGGCAAGUCAGACGCGGCUCUUCAGACAGCAGAAGAGGCCGAUGCGAGGAUCUGGCACAAUGAGUGCGGCGUUGGGUGGAGUUGUUAAGAUUGGAAGAAGGAGUAAAGCCUCCACGGUGUCUCAAGACUCGGGACAUUGUAACACCUUCGAGGUGACGAGUGUCCAAUGCACAUCGUUUGGUGGAGACCUCGCUAUUGCUCUCCUUCGUAAAGUCUUUUCACAAGUACAUGGUAACGGUUGGAAUAUCCAAGUUGUUCUAGCACCUAUGGUGCUAGAAUCUAUCGUACUCAUCGGGCUGGACUUGGACACAGCCACAGUAUCCUGUGGAAGGGCAAUUGAGCCUGCAAAGUGCAAUGCGGUGCUGCGCAGUGAUUCCUACGAUCGUGACGUCGUCGUGGGUAGGGAGGAUCAGUCGUCAGCAAAGAGAAGUGAAGUCCUGUUUCGCCCUGUAACGCCACAAAAAGAGUACGUUGGUCAAGGGGAAGCUAAAAUUUGCAGACAAGUGCAGUUCACACGAAGACUCUUGGCAUCUGAGGUGGAUGGGUAA